Leishmania braziliensis MHOM/BR/75/M2904 is the source of this 420-nucleotide messenger RNA. RefSeq lists its product as hypothetical. NCBI's taxonomy places the organism in Eukaryota, Euglenozoa, Kinetoplastea, Trypanosomatida, Trypanosomatidae. The coding region runs from base 1 to 420 and encodes 139 amino acids. The record is from RefSeq and is a predicted model, not a curated record. The transcript has a single exon.
AUGCGGUACUACGCUUCCGGAGAGAGUCGUGAGUCGUACAUCACGGGCAUCCGCCCUGGUGGCCGAUACGGUACUGUGCACGAUGUGGAGAAGCGCCGCGACAACCUGCCAGAGAACGUCUUUCACUACAUCAAGGAAGGCGUGCAGCGCGAGGAGUGCCUGCGCCGUAACGAAGAGGAGGCGCGCGCCCGCAUUCGCUUAGAGAUGUUUUCUAAGAAGCCCGGCCAGCAUCGCGGCAAUGUAGCCACGAUCGCAGCUGAGAGCGGCAGUGACGCUGAGCAGUCCGAAGCUAUGUCGCAGCUCGAGCGUGAGACGCAGACCCGCGAGCGGCGCGCCGCCUUGCAGGAACUCUACCAGCGCGAUCGAAGGGAAUGGGAGGUGCGCCUUGGCUCACGCGGACUCGCCACUCAGCGUACUUAA